GGCGGCGGCGGCGGCGGCAGCAGCACCAGCGCAGAUGCUGUGAGCAGAGUGGAGGCAGCGAGCAAGAGAGACCCAGCGGCGCAGUCGAGGGAUUGCAGCAGCAGCAGCGAGGCCAUGUGCCCGUCCGCGCAGCGUUUUUGCUGAUGGUGUGUGGCUAACUGGAGCAUGAACGAGAGGAGGUGUCGCCGAUUUCGGCCACUGAAGCCCGCCGCCGCCCGCCACCACUUGACGCCGGACGCCGCCACCGCCGCGAGUGUGCUUCGCGUUUAGAGUUAUGUGUCCCCAGGUGUGCGUAAACACCGCCGGUGCUAGUGUCACGGUCGCCGUCGCCUCCGCCUGAUCGUCCGCCGCUGUCUCGUCCUUUCUCGUCGCCGGUGCAAGCAACAGCAAUAAUGCAGCAUGAUGACGCCAUAUUGGAGCAGCAGCAGCAGUUCAUGACCCUCAUCCGCGCCGCCAGCCGCAUCCAGACGUCCUGCUUCUCUUUUUUUAUUAAUAAUUUUGCCGCGACGACGAAUUGCCCGAGCAGGCACAACAGGCAGCGCUGCUUUUUUACAACCUACUAACUGCCGUUCGUUAUUGCAUCACACACACAUACAUACACACACACGAGCGUACGCACGCGAAGAGAGCGAGAGAGAGAGAGAGAGAGAGAGAGAGAGAGAGAGAGAGAGAGAGAGAGAGAGAGUUGCUUUCUUUCGUUCCUCCGUUCUUUAUUAUUACGGCCUAAUAAUAAUAACAAGAGCAACAACGAUGCCGCUGUUUAUGGUGCGGCAUUAAUCCGAGAAGACCGAGCCUGCGACAAAAAAGGAGGAGGAGGAGGAGGCGGACAACGCACGCAAAUCGGACGCAUUCGCCGUAAAUUUCACGCGCUUAAUGGUGGAGGGCGAUGAGUCUUAGAGGAUGCGAGUGGAAGGGUUUCAGGCGGCGCUCUGCCUCCUCAUCGUGGGCGCCCUCAAGGUGUCGGGGGCCGGUGGAGGCGGCUCGGGCCCCGGCGGAGGCGGCGGAGACGGCAGUGCCGGUGCUGGUGCCGCCGGCGGACGCUACAGCACCAGACUUGUUCGCACCAGAUACGGACCGUUGCGCGGCAUCAUCACGCUCACGACCCGGGCCCGGGCCCCCAGGGAGGUGGAGGCCUUUCUCGGAGUGCCGUACGCCACGCCGCCGGUAGCGAGCCUUAGGUACAUGCCGCCACUGACGCCGUCACGAUGGCGCGGCCCCAAGAUGGCAGACGUGGCGCCCCCGGCGUGCCCCCAAACUGCCCCCGAGGUGACGAUUUCGUCUCCGGAGGCGCUGCUGCACCUGCCGAGGGGCCGGGUCACGCUGAUGCGCAAGAUCCUGCCCGUGCUGGCCAACUUCAGCGAGGACUGCCUUUACCUCAACCUGUACAUUCCGAGACCAGAGGGGCUGGACUCGCCGCCCUCGCCCCUGCCCAUCCUUGUGCUGAUCCACGGCGACUCUUACGAGUGGGGCUCGUCGGCCACCCUGGAUGGAUCCGCCCUGGCGGCGCAUGCCAACGUCGCCGUCGUCACCCUCAACUACCGCUUAGGAAUAUUAGGUUUUCUAAAAACAGGCCCGAAGAGCAGUGUGCAAGGCAACUUCGGCCUAAUGGACAUCGUGGCAGCUCUCCACUGGCUGAGAGAGAACGCCGCAGCCUUCGGCGCCGACCCUGAACGGAUCACUCUGUUCGGGCACACGACCGGCGCCGCCCUUGUCCACCUGCUGGCCAUGUCGCCGUCGGCGAAGGGUCUAUUUUCGCGCAUUGUCCUAUCAAGCGGCUCCGCAUUAAGUCCGUGGGCCCUCCAGACGGAUCCAUUUUUUAUAAAGAGGCGAGUGGCUGCGCACACAGGUUGUCAUGGCGACCUCGAGGAGGAGGACAUCGCGCCCUGCCUGCGCAACCUGCCCCUCGAGAAGCUGCUACAAGCACGACCGGGCCCUCCCAGAUUUCUUCCAGGAUUUGCACCCUUCGUUGAUGGAGGUGCACUAGUCCCACUACACCCUGCGGCUGCAAUGGGAAUGUCCACACUCGCCAUGGGCUCUGUCGGUCUGUCGUGGGAGGACGUGAAGCAAGCCGGCCCGUCGACCCCGUCGCAAUCCUUCAUAGACACUGAUGUUCUUUUAGUUGUUACGUCGGUGGAGGCGUACGAGGAGCUCAGCGCCCAGGACCUCGAGUUUGGACUGAACGAGACGAGGCGAGACCGACUCCUGCGAACCCUCGUGCGCAACGUUUUCCGCUGGCACCUUAAUGAGAUUUUCUCCGCGCUACGCAACGAGUACACUGACUGGGAGCGAGCAGCUGGACUCGCUCAUAAUCCCUUGGGGGUUCGGGACGCCGCCCUCGCUGUUUUAGGGGACGGGCUGACGGUGGCCCCGAUUUCCAGAGUCGCUUCCCUUCACUCCUCAGGCCAAGGCAACGGCAACACCUACUUUGCUCACAUGUUACCAGGAGACUCGAUACCAAAUAGAGACUUCCCGCAGCGUCCGGGGAGUGUGCGAGGAGAAGACUUGGUGUACUGGUUGGCCCAGCCGCUGCUGCCGCCGGGCUGGCCAAGCCUGCUGACGGACAAGGCUAAUUACACGCAGCAGGACGCGCAGAUGUCCAAGGCUUGUGUUCAUUACUUAGGCAAUUACAUUAGAUCAGGUGACCCCAACAGUCGUUCAGAGAGCUCUGGCGAGGAGGAGCGGAAACGACCCAGCGGAUCGCAGCACUCACACCAGGGCCCGUUUCCUUUCUGGGACAAGUACGACAGCGUCAAUCAGUACUACCUUGACCUCGGUGCCCAUCCUCACAUAAAAAACCAUUACAGAGGUCACAAAUUGUCUCUGUGGCUUCAUUUGAUACCGCAGCUGCACAGGCCGGGUGUCGGCGACGCUAGCUCCAGGCACCACAACUUCCCUGAAGAGGGGCCUCAGUUCUAUGAUGGCAUUGUGCGAACGCAGUCAGCCUUCUACCCCUCGCGUCUCCCUCCUCUGCCGGCGGCACCGUCGCCUUCGUCGCCUGCGUCAGCGACGCCAGCGAUGACGACCACUGAAUGCCCGCCGUCGCCGCCACCCCUGGCACCGCUCUCGCCACCCAACAGCACAUACGUGACCAACCCCUCGCAGCAGCAGACCCCGACUGGUGGCAACAACAACAACAACAACAACAACAACAACAACAACAACAAUAAUAAUAACAACAAUUUCAUGAACGGACCGAACUCGAUGUCGACGGCAUUGAUCGUGACGGUGACCGUCGGCUGCUCGCUGCUGCUGCUCAACUUGCUCAUUUUCGCCGGUAUCUAUCGCCACCACCACAGGCGCAGCACGCGCCACCGGCGGAGCCACGAGGGCGGCGCCAAGGGUCGGCGGCACCGGCACGCAGCGGGCGCCUCCUCCUCGUCGCCGGUGGCCUCGUGUUCGAAAGACUCGCCGCCCCCGAUGAUGAUCCCGGCGCCCCCGCCCCCGCCAAAGAACCUGCCUCCGCCAGACAUUACGCCGUACCUGCCCCCGGGGGCGCUCGGCCACCCCGGGCCGGCCGGGGGCGGCAUCCUGCGCAACAAUCCAGCCAACUCAGGGCCCUCGUCCACCCCCUCGACGCCGGGAACGGCGAAAAAGCGGGUGCACAUCCUUGAGAUUUCCGUGUGAACGCGGUGAGCGUUUUUUAAAACUGCUGCUGCUGGUGUGCCGAGUGCUGAUCUAGAUUUUUUAUGUGUUUUGGCAAAUUCCCAACUCAUGCCUGCCUGGAGAGUGGGUGCUCUGCGGUACGCGCACCCUUGUUGUUUGCGCCUCCGACCCCCGACACACCUACGAAAUGCGCCGAGCGUAAGCUGUGAACGUUUUUUAACGCUUUCAAUUUUCGUGGGUGUAAAGGGGAAGGAAAAUGAAUAUAUUAUUCGAAUUUUAUCAAAGUUAACUAUUCCAGCAUCUAUAUUGAAAUAAUAUUGCCACAUUCUGUUGCCACCAAAAUUUGUAAUUGCCAAAUCAACGCAGAUUUCAUUGAAGUAAAGCUUUACAGAAAAUUUGUCAAAAUCCUUUUAACCUUUUGCUUGAAAAGUACUGUCCAAAAAUGAGGAAAAAGCCAAUUUUCCCAGGUUGUCGUUAGAAUUUUUGAGAAAAUCGGCUCAAUAGUUUUACAUGCUAAUUAAGAGUACUUUCUCCUUAUUAGUUUUCAUGAUUUAUAUUUUGCCAGAAGGCAAAUUAUCCUCAUAAUUCGCACACCAUUAGAUGAAUUAUUACGAAGAGAGGGAUCAAAUUGAAGCGAAAAAACUAUUGACAAACCGUUUAAUUUUUCUAUAAAUUAGACAAAAUCUGAAAGUUAACUGUUCCUCGAACCAGGCCUUAUUUCAUUUUAUGCACAUUGUAGAGAUGAUAAUACUGCACGUUGCUAAAUUUAAAAAUCCAUAAAUUCAAUGAAUAGCUUUCUAAAGUCUACAAAGAAAAAAUAUCUUAUUUGUUAGCCUGUAAAGCAAUUUACUUGAAAAUAGUUUCCAGAUUGCAGAUUGUGGCAAAUGUUGUAAUUUGUGAAUUUUAGCGCCCCGCGCGUUACCUACUCUCUAAACAGGCAUAUUUUAAUAUUCAUGUAUCUUUUAUCAACGUGAAUAGAGUCAAGUUCGAGAAAAAUAAUCGCAACAUAAUGCCCACUUGCAACUCUGCAAAAUACAAUCAUUGCCAGAAAGUUUAUCCCAUUAUGCACCUUGAAGUGAAAUUUUCAAAUUCCUCACGAUCAUCUCAAAACUGUAUUCAGCGUCACACAUAACUGUUCUCAUCGCGAUUUCUAAUCAAAGUUGGUCUCGUGCGUGUUUUUCUCAUGCAUCAUCAAGUUGUGAGAAUCACCGUGUUGUAAUAAAUGAACCAUGGAUUUUACCUAAUUUGUUGACGAUUAAGUAUGGUGACGGAACUGCACAUUAGGACGACGGGCUGACGCAAAACUACACAAUAGUGCGAAAUUUAUUGAGAAAAGAUAAACUAAAAUUAUAUUGAAAUGUUGUUACAAGCUUAUUGUUUUAUUAAUGUGUACUAAAAUCGGAAGAGAAAGGUUAUCAAAAAAUUAGAAAAAUGUCUCCUGUACAAUACCUAAACGGAAAAGAUAAAAUGUUGUGUUAAAGGGUCAAUCCAAUUGUAAAUCCAUCAACACACAAAACAAAAAUUGCCGACUGUUUUCUUCCAAUAGAAUUAUAAGCAAUGUGUGAAAGCGAGAAUAUGUUGUUACACACGCGAGAAUAUGGUGUUUACAUAUGGGCAAAAUGAACAGUUUUUUCACAAAAAAGCGGCACACAAAAGUGUGUUGCCCAUAGUACAGGUUAUAAUUAUAUUUCCUUGUACAAAAAGAGAAAAAGAUAAGAGGGAAAACUUGAUUCUCUGUUAAUUAUUGCGUCAAAAAAAUUCUGGAACCCUUGCGGAAUUAGACUUUAACCCACAAUGUCUGGAACCCCAAAUGUAAAACAAGAAAAUAAAAUUCAGAGAUUGAUGCUUAUA
Molecule: messenger RNA, 5454 nt
Organism: Cloeon dipterum
Lineage: Eukaryota; Metazoa; Arthropoda; Insecta; Ephemeroptera; Baetidae
Product: neuroligin-2-like
Exons: 13
Coding region: 901-3624 (907 amino acids)
Biological process (GO): synaptic vesicle endocytosis; chemical synaptic transmission; neuron cell-cell adhesion
Cellular component (GO): synapse; cell surface; postsynaptic membrane
Molecular function (GO): neurexin family protein binding; signaling receptor activity
Source: RefSeq, a predicted model, not a curated record